GAGCGGAACUGCCUGGAUGUCAAGGAUAUACGGAGAUAGACAGAAGGCCUGAGAGAAACUGCUUUUUGACAUUUCUAUAAUCAGUUCAUAUUUUACUUUAGUAACUUAUUUUUUUGUAUAUUUAGAUAUCCAUUUCCAGCCUUAAAGAGGGGUAGCCAGGCUAAAUUAGGCCGACUUUAGCCGAGUUUGGAUCACCUGAACACUAACAGCAACGCCACAAACAACUCAUUCUUGAUCAACUCAAUACACUCCAUCGCGGGAUAAUGUCAGACCAGUCAGUCGAAGAGGUUGUCAGCUUUGUUCAGGCCCUCCGUCGAGGACCUGGAGGCGCAGUCGCAGUCCUGAAAGAUGGUGAAGUCGUCAGCCAACAUGUCUGGGGAUAUGCCGACAUGGAGAAGCGCAUACCGAUGACGCCUGAAACACGGAUGCCCAUCUGCUCCAUCACCAAACAGAUGCUUUGCAUGCUAAUGAUGGACUUGGAACGUGACCCGCCAGCAACAGCACCAGCACCGGGAGAAUUCCGCAGGCAGCUCGAGAAUAGACUGCGUCAGGUGUUGCGACCUGAAAUGACCCAAGACUCGGGGCUGACCAUCCAGCAUCUCUGCAAUAACCAGUCCGGCAUUCGAGACUACUGGGCCUUAACUACACUGUGGGGAGGCAGGCCGGAUGGCCAGUUUUGCCUGCCAGACGACGCCGACAAGACGCUGGAGCGACUGGCAUCGUUCCAUUUCCAGCCUGGCACACAACAUUCCUACGCAAACACCAACUUUCAUAUUUUGGCACGGUUGAUUGAAGAUGUCACGCAAGAGCCACUCGAACGUCUGCUGAAGGAACGAAUCUUCCUCCCUCUUGGGAUGCAGACAGCAGUCCUUGCCCCAGACACAGCCUGUGCUCCUACUCCAUGCGUUGGAUAUGACGGUAACACGCGCUCCGGGUUUGUCCCUGCAGUCAAUCGGAUCCAAUGGUCUGGCGAUUCAGGAAUUGUGGCAUCGCUGUCCGAUAUGAUCGCAUAUGAGAGAUAUUUGCACUCCAAGUGGGAUGAUCCAGAGAGUGUAUAUCGCGCCAUGGCUGAACCGCAGACGUUCGAUGACGGGGUUCCUGCGCUUUAUGGCAAUGGUCUGUCGCAUGUUAAAAUUGGCGGAGUGCUCACUGUUGGCCAUGGCGGUGCUCUUCGUGGAUUCCGACUUCAUCGACGCCAUGUGCCGUCGGAACGAUUGUCUGUCGUGGUGAUGUUCAACCAUGAAGAAGACGCCGAGGAUACCGCGGGAUCAAUUCUGCGGCAGCUGAUCGACCGACGUCGGGAAUCAAUGGCCAUGAACAUCACUCCAGCGACAGGUUGGUAUGGCAUUUUCUUCGACCCAGUCGACCGGUUGACAAUCAAUUUCAGCCCAAACUCGGUUCCUGGGCAGCUCAAACUCAAGUAUGCUGGAUGCGAUGAAGUGCUGGAGCUGGUUGAUCCAUACCAAGCUCAGUCUGUGACGAUGACGGCAACACUCCAGAACGAUGUUGUUAUUCUGCACCGACUCGAAGAUAAUAAAGUCAUCCACGCCAGAUCGAUCGACUCGGCGGUGGAGAGUUCCUCUGGACCUACAGACUACCGGGGCGAAUAUUACUGCGCCGACAUCGAUUCUACUUUUCACUGUACUGGCCAUGGCGAAAUCCUGUACGGCGCUUUUGAUGGUUUUCUGGGACAAGGACCGGUGCAUAUUAUGCAGUAUCUGGCACAGGAUAUCUGGUCUCUUUAUUGUCCUCGUGGUAUGGACGCACCGGCACCAGGCGAUUGGACUGUUGCGUUUCGCAGGGAUGAGAAUGGUGUCAUUGAUGGAGUGACUGUUGGGUGUUGGUUGGCAAGAAAGCUCGAAUUCAAAAAGAAAUAGAUGGAAAUGAUGCUAGACAGAAUGCGACCAUUAUGAAUGCUGAAAUGAGAACAACAACUCAUUUUAUACAUUGGCAAAAGCAAAUAUAAAUGUCUGAUAAGCAUAUGACGCGCUUGGACUCACAAGACGCCACAGAAUCUGGCAUGCAAUUUCAAGCGCCUCUUCGUAUCCACUGAAAUAUGGAUAGGUCUAUCUAGGGGGUGCUUUGUGGCUGCUCCAAGGACUAUCACUGCAUUAUCUUACCCAUAUUUAUAUUCACUCUUCCUGUUUAUACAGCAGCUUUCUAUUGUUGAUUUCUAUAUAGAUUAGGACUAAGUAUACCACGUUUUAGAUUUUGUGCGACGAUUCGAGACAAAAUAGAUAAGAUCCUGUACAACAACCAGAACCAGACCAGACACAGCCAGGAUAAUCAUGAUCAGUAUUCCUCUUGGAUAGCUG
Molecule: messenger RNA, 2315 nt
Organism: Aspergillus wentii DTO 134E9
Lineage: Eukaryota; Fungi; Ascomycota; Eurotiomycetes; Eurotiales; Aspergillaceae
Exons: 1
Coding region: 264-1877 (537 amino acids)
Molecular function (GO): aminopeptidase activity
Source: RefSeq, a predicted model, not a curated record